Messenger RNA from Nicotiana tabacum (common tobacco), 2023 nucleotides. The record is from RefSeq and is a predicted model, not a curated record. Lineage: Eukaryota; Viridiplantae; Streptophyta; Magnoliopsida; Solanales; Solanaceae.
CCCUCUCCUUCGAGAAAAAUCCUAGACGCCGCCUCUCCCUCCUCACUCUCUCAUCUGAUCACACACACGCAUACACUCUGUCCUCACACUCACUUACCAUCACACUCACACAAAGAGGAAGGCUCACCCACUCACAUUUUGAACACACAUAACUGAAACGAAAGCUGGGAAAAUCCAAAUGAAGAUCUGAAAAUCACAAAAGCUCGAAAAACAAAAGAAAACUAGGAUUUCGAAGAAGAUUUGGGGAGUAAUUGAUUGCUGAAUUUUUGAACUCUUCCCUGGAUCUAUAAAAGGCUGUUGAAUCUCGAAUUUAUGGCUGUUUGUUGCGGUUCUGUACUGGAAUUUGUUCCUUUUGCUUUGUUUGGCUAAGAGCUGAGCUCCUAAUUCUAGUUACUGCUUCUCCUUCAAAGUCAGAGAUCCAUUUUCUCCCAUUUGUUUGUUGUGGCCAGUGACCAUAGUUUAGGCGAAAAUGGAUGAAGAAAUUAAUGCUACAAAAAGCAUGAGGAGUUUGCAAAUUACUCUUCUUGAUGAGGAAGAUGAAAUUGAUGAUAGUGGAGAAGUUAAUUCAUAUGAUGAUGAUGAUGAGGAGGAGGAUGAAGAGAAAGAACCUGUGGGAUUAGGGGUUCUUGAAAUGCCCGAGAAUUCAUGGUCACUGCGACGUGAGCUAUUUCCAAGCAAAGCUGGGGGUAUUCCUGCUUGGUUGGAUCCAGUUAACUUGCCAACAGGGAGAUCAUGUCUUUGCGAUUUCUGUGGCGAGCCUUUGCAGUUCAUGCUUCAGGUUUAUGCACCACUCACUGAGAAGGAUUCUACUUUUCAUCGCACCUUAUUUCUCUUCAUGUGCACAUCAAUGGCCUGUCUCCUUAAAGACCAACACGAGCAGUGGAAAAGGAACCAAGUCAAGCCAUCCAGGAGUGUCAAGGUCUUCCGUUGCCAAUUGCCCCGUAAUAACUCUUUUUACUCCAGUGAGCCCCCAAGAAACAAUGGGAAAGAUAAACCUUCUAGAGCUGGAGCUGUUCUUUGUGGUUGGUGUGGUACCUGGAAAGGAGAUAAAGUUUGUGGUGGUUGCAGAAGAGCACAUUACUGCUCUGAAAAACACCAGGCCGUUCAUUGGAAAUCAGGUCAUAAAAGACGCUGUUUACCAUUGGAAGCAUCUGAAUCUAGCAAUAAUUGGACUGUUGGGGAGAUGCAAGAAGUUCAUGGAGAUUUUAAUCCUCAAUCAGUUGCAAGCAAGAGUCUGUGGCCUGAGUAUGAGAUUGCAAUUACUGAUGAAUGUGAGGAUAAGAUCUUCGAUGAUAACGGACAACUGAACUCAUUGAUUUCUUCAAGCCGAGUGGAUGAAUCAAUUGAAUCACUUAUAGACAGCUUUGAGGGGGAAGAUGACAAGAAGAGUUGGGCAUCUUUCCAGGAGAGGAUAUCCCGUACGCCUGAGCAAGUAUUAAGGUAUUACAGAGACGCUGGAGCAAAACCAUUAUGGCCAAUGUCAAGUGGCCAGCCAUCAAAGGCUGAGAUUCCUAAAUGCAGCUAUUGUGGUGGUCGUAGGGUAUUUGAGUUUCAGGUUUUACCACAAAUACUCUAUUAUUUUGGUGUGGAAAAUGAUGUUAGUUCUCUUGACUGGGCUGCUAUUGCUGUUUACGCCUGUGAAGCCUCGUGUGAUGGAAGUGUGGCUUACAAAGAGGAGUUUGUUUGGGUUCAAAUUGCAUCUCAAUCAAGUACAACGCACAGAUAAAGGCAUUGUUAUAUGUUUUCUUCUCUUUAUAACCGAAAAAUCUCCAAGGACUAGGCUCAUGGUUUGAGACUCGAUGGACAUAGGAGCCGCUCCUUUAUCUUUCUCCACUUACAUUCCAUACUUUUGGUUCGCGGCAAGAUUCGGAGUCGUGACACGAGCCUAACCUACAGGUGUUGAGCUAAAAUUUUGUUUUCCUUAAAUCCUUGUAAAUUUGCAGACAUUUUGCUUUUCUGAACGGCGUGUUGUGAUGGAACUUUUAUCAUCAAUCAAGGGUGUUCAGCGUGAUAUUGAAUUUUA